AUGCUAGCGAACAAGCGGAGAGCCGCAGGAGAGGCUCUGCUCUCGCUCACCCUGAUAUCUAAACCAAUAGGCGGAGCGUCCAAAUUGUCUUCUCUAGCGAAAAAUCGAGGCACGGGACUAGCUGGGCUUUCAGGGCUCAAGCUGCCAGGAUCAGGGCUCUCAGGGCUCUCAGGGCUCUCAGGGCUUUCCAAACUGUCAACACAGCCUAAAAACUCGGACGUUCUGGGCCCUUCUCUGUCUCCAAGCACUCCAAGCACCGACAAACCACUUCUUGUUCGGAAAACUAAUUUGGGUGCUUCGUUGAGACAGAAAGCUGCAUUGAAAAAGGCACAAUUGGAGCUGCUGAAGCAGCCUGUUGUUGUCGAGACCCCAUGUCCCCCGGUUGUUAAUCCUGUCUCGGCUGCACCUUCGAAAAGAAAGAUAGAAGAAGAUAGUGAUACUCGUGGCAUUCAGUUUGCACUCUCGGUGACGAAGGAGCUACUUAGUGUGCCCGACAAUGUCAUGUCGGUCUUCCUCUUUGACUCUCCGCAACAAACUUUGCAUCUUCAACAAGGAAAAAAAAGACGACAGUUGGCUCCUCAACUCUUCCAUGCAUAUACUAACAGCGAACCCAAUAUAGUCAAGGCAAAGUCAAAUUUCUCACUGCCCAGUCCGGAUGACAAGGUUUUGGAAGCACAAAAGCAAGCUUUUGCCAAGGACCUUAGUAAGUUGACCAUUAAUGAGCCAGUGCUGGCUGAUAAAGAGAAAAAGGUGCCAGCAAGCUCUAAACCUUUUAAGAAUAUUGACGUGGCCAAGGAAUUGGCAGGAAAUCCAAACUUCACUAAGCCAAACAAGUCUUUUGUCAUCAUUGGCCACGUGGAUGCCGGCAAGUCCACUCUUAUGGGUAGAAUUCUUUACGAUUCAGGAACUGUGGAUGCCAAAACAGUGAACAAGCUUGUAAGAGAGGCCGAAAAGUCCGGAAAGGGCUCCUUUGCUUUGGCAUGGAUUAUGGAUCAAACCUCCGAAGAGAGAUCGAGAGGUGUCACUAUCGAUAUCUGUGCUACUAAUUUCGAGACCCCAACUACCAGGUUCACUGCCAUUGAUGCUCCUGGCCACAAGGAUUUCGUUCCCCAAAUGAUAAGUGGAGUUUCUCAGGCUGAUAUGGCGUUGCUUGUUGUUGACUCCAUUACAGGAGAAUUCGAGGCUGGCUUCGUUAUGGAUGGACAGACGAAAGAGCACACCUUACUCGCCAAGAAUUUGGGAAUCGAUAACAUUUGUGUGGCUAUCAAUAAAAUGGACAAGGAGAACUGGUCUGAAGACCGUUUUGAAGACAUCAAGACACAGCUUCUACAGUUCCUCACGAGUGAGGAUGUGGGGUUCCUUGCUGAGAACGUUUUUUUCGUGCCCAUUUCUGGAUUGACGGGAAUCAACGUUGUGAAGAACGAUAAAUCCACCCCAGAGCUUGCAUGGUACGAGGGUCCUACCCUUGUGGACCGCUUGGAAUCUAUUCAAAUCCCAGGACUCAGUAUUCCCACGGCGGAGCUGCUCGACAAUGCUGACUUCAACCUCGCCAUCAACGAGGUGUACGAUGUGACAAGUUCUGAGUUCAAGGUUAAAGGAAAGAUCUCACUGGGUAUGAUUCAGCCUGGCCAGACAAUCGAAGUUCAACCUACAGAGGAUUACUUACGUGUGCAGUCGUUAUCAUUAAAUGAUAAACAAGUUGACGUCGCCAUUCGUGGUCAAAUUGUCUCGGCAACAUUCAAAAUCAACCAGCUCAAAAACAACUCCACAGAUGACCUAGCUGUUGGAGACAUUAUCCUGAACAUAGACUCCAAGCUCCACUCGGCCAGAACGCUUGAGGCGACGGUGAACAUGUUCAAUAUGGAUAAGCCUAUGUUAGUGGGUACGCCAUUUGUUCUCUUCCGCAACAAUGCAUCGGUGGCCGCGAGAAUCAGCAAGAUCAUAAAGAUUGAUGGUUCAAAGAAGAAGAAAAAGCACUUGGUGUCCAAACAAAGCGCUGAUGUGGAAAUCGAAAUCUUGGGUAACAGAUUGUUGCCAGUAACCAAGUUUUCUGAUAACAAGGCGCUCGGCCGAAUUGUAAUCCGCCGUGAGGGAUCCACAGUCGGCGCUGGAGUCGUCACCGGAGUCGUGGCUCCAGCUUAA
Molecule: messenger RNA, 2142 nt
Organism: Sungouiella intermedia
Lineage: Eukaryota; Fungi; Ascomycota; Pichiomycetes; Serinales; Metschnikowiaceae
Source: the annotation of a GenBank genome assembly